AUGAACAAGGUGCUCGCAGUCACUAACUUCCUCGGUUUAAUCCUCUCAAUCCCAAUCAUUUGUUACGGCCUAUGGCUGAAAAGUGUCACAACCUAUUUCUGUGAACAGUUUCAAGUAUGGCGCUGGGUCGUCAUCGUUGGGACUAUCAUCUCUGUCGCGGCAAUGGCAGGAUCCAUUGCAGGAAUUUUUGGAAUCUCGUGGCUCAUCAAAUUAAACCUCUUUGCCAAAAUUUUGCUCAUGAUACUGCUUCUGUGUCUGCUGAUCAUUGUUCAUAUUGUGACCCUUCGAAGUGAUGGAUCCAAUAAUAUAGACGACUUCUCACUGUACCUUCGCCGAAGGGUAACACGGUCAAGCAUCUGGGAUCACGUCAGAAGCUGUAUCAGCCAAUCAGACAUGUGUGCUGACCUCAACCGAAGUUACCGAACGGCUCAGGACUUUAGAGCCGCAUUUUUAACACCCAUGCAGUCGGGGUGCUGCAUGCCACCCACGCAAUGUAGGUACACGUUUGUCAGCCCAACCAAUUGGAUUAGCCCGAUUGACAUGGCAGCUGAUAUGGAUUGCGUGCAAUGGAACAACAACCAAACACAACUUUGCUACAACUGUGACUCCUGCAAGAUUGGUCUUUUGGCAAAUUCCAGGAAUGAGUUGAUCAGGUGUAUUUUGAAAUUAUUCAUUACAUUCCUUGUUCUAUUAAUAUUUUUUUUAAUUGAGUUAUGUGCCUUUAUAUGUGCCAACACAGACGACCACUCCCUCAGAGACACAGGAUGUCGUCCUUUCAGACAGUGCUUGACGUUUCCUGUCUAUUAA
Molecule: messenger RNA, 807 nt
Organism: Sphenostylis stenocarpa
Lineage: Eukaryota; Viridiplantae; Streptophyta; Magnoliopsida; Fabales; Fabaceae
Source: the annotation of a GenBank genome assembly